CAAGGUAGAGUUGGGAUUAGUUGAUGCAGCACCAUCAGGUGCUUCGCCGGUGCAAAAAAAAAGAAAACGGAAAAUCUAGCGAGAAAUCAUAACGAGAUGAGUAGAAAGUUUAGGUUCGGUUUAUUUCUGAUUCUCUGUAUGCCAUUGGCUGGUGAAUGUUGGGAUAGUUUCCGGCUUCCAAACACGACUCGUCCAACCCAUUACGAUCUGCUCAUCGAGACCGGCAUUCACGCGGGUGUGCUGGAUUACAAUGGAACGGUAAAAAUUUCCAUCAAAAUACUUGAAACCACUAACCAGAUAGUGCUCCACAGCACUCGAAGCACUUUGAUUGAUGUUGAUUUGAAAAACGAUAACGAACUGCCAAUACCAAUUUGGAAGCACGAGUUUGAUAAUGAGAAAGAUUUUCUCGUAAUCACGACAGUCAAUGAACUGGACAAAGGAGCUAGCGUCCAGCUGGAAAUUUCGUUCACCAAUAGUAUCGAUCGCACGGACCAAUCCGGAUUUUAUCGUACUUCCUAUAGCAACGAAGAAGGUGUUGUCAAGAACGCUGGUGUUACCCAAUUUCAAGCAUGCGAAGCUCGAUCCUCAUUUCCGUGCUACGACGAACCCGGGAUCAAGACCACUUUCGAUGUUCGGAUAACAUGUGGACUGGAUUACCAUGCGAGAUCAAAUGCGGACAUUUCAGCUGUCACCAUUAUUUCCAAGGAGAAAAAGCUUGUAACCUUCAAACGAACCCCACCGAUGCAAACUUACCUACUGGCAUUCCUGGUGUCAGAUUUUUCCGUUGAGCGAGAUUUUGCAAAUGCCACCAAGAAAAUUACCGUUCAAUCAAUGGUUCGUGCUAGUCAAACAAGUAAACUAUCAUACUCGGUAGAUGCUUCGAUCAAGUUGAUUAACGAGCUCCAGUCGUACUUCGAUCAUCCCUUCGAGAUGAACAAAAUCGAUAGCGUCGGUAUACGGGAUGCAGAUUUUGCCGCUGGGGCCAUGGAGAACUGGGGCCUGGUAACAUACCGGGAGUCGUUAUUUCUCGCCACUGAAAGUUCAAGCAAUACGGUCAAACGUGACGUGGCGAGCACUAUAGCGCACGAGUUUGCUCACCAAUUUUUCGGUAACCUGAUGGCCCCCAGCUGGUGGUCCUAUCUGUGGCUGAACGAGGGUUUUGCCACCCUGUACGAGUACUAUCUGACCGAUCGGACCCAUCCAGAGCUGCUGACCAAGGACCGGUUUCCAGCGGUGGCCCUGCAGACGGCACUCAACGCGGACGGAAGCGCAACGGUCCGCCCCAUGACUCAUUACGUCGAAACGGUUCCCGAAAUCGAUCGGCUGUUCGACCGGAUUGCGUAUGAUAAGUCCGGAAGUGUUCUGAGAAUGUUGCAGUAUGCAUUGGGAGAAUCCACUUUCGUAAAAGGCCUCCAGUAUUAUAUCAAAGAAAACCAAAAUUCGGUCGUUGAGCCGCGAAACCUGUAUAAGAGUCUACAAAAAGCAGUAGAUGAGGAUAACGUACUUCCUGAAUCAGCCAGCAUUUCGGAUAUCCUGGAUUCGUGGUCCAGACAACCGGGAGCUCCAGUUGUUACUGUUGUUCGAUCAGAUGACAACAAUUACGUCCUGUUCAAGCAAGCUCGUUAUUUUUCUGUAGCUCAGCCAACCGAAAACGAGCAAACCUGGUGGAUACCAAUCUUCAGUUCUUCUGGCGAGGACGAAAAAACGCCUGCCUUUUGGAUUCCACAGUCUCAGCGAGAGAUGAAUGUUUCUCUACAGCUUCAAUCGGAUGAUCCUUUGGUCAUAAAUCCGACCCGAACAGGUUACUAUAGAGUCAACUAUGAUCAACAGAAUUGGGACCUCAUAGUUGAAACGAUUGAUUCAAACGCCAGUUAUUUUAGCCCAACGACGGUCGCCAUGUUGAUCGAUGAUUCCAUGAACUUGGCUCACGCAGGCUAUCUCGAGCAUAAUACAAGCUUCCUGAUCAUGGACCAGCUGAGGAAAAAUUCUGAUUACCUACCGUGGAAAGCAGCUCAUCAGAAUAUUUUGCUACUCGAAAAAAUGCUCGCCACUGAGCUGAAUGCCAAGGAUUUACUGCGUCGAUACGUUCUUCAGUUGACGGAGAACCUCCUAGAAAUCUACGGCCUGGAAGAGCGUAAGGGAGAAAAUGUGAACGAUCACGACAUUCGCCUGAUUGCCAUCGAUCUAACAUGCCGAAUGGGCCAAACGACAUGUACGGAACAUGCCGAGGACAAGUUGCGAAUUCUUCAACCACGAGCGGGACUUUUCAGCAUUCGUUCCGAUACCCAGCAGCGAUGGUACUGCAACGGACUGAGAGCGGCUCGCCAGGUACAAUGGGACAUAUUCAAGCAAUCCCUGCAAUCGGAGCAGGACUCAGUCGGUCGCCAAUACCUGCUGGAUUCACUGGCUUGUGUAAGAGAUCGCGCUGUGUUGGGGCACGUUUUGGAUUACCUCACCGGAAGUAGUUCAAGCAACCAGGAAAUUCUUCGCUUCCUCGGAACUGCGGCCGAGCAAGGCGCGAUCGGACUGGAUCUUGCACUGGACUAUUUAAGCAGUCAACAUGAUGAGUUUGACAAUCAACUUGAUACGCGUCGUGGCGUCGAGAAGUUGCUGGUGAAAUUGGCAGAUUCCAUCGUUGAUCGCACUAGGGCAAAGCACUUCCUACAGCUGGUACGGCUGUAUUUGGGAGCUACCGAGUUUGAGAAAAUUCUGGCAACGAAACUGGACGAACAGAUUCAGUGGAAGGAGACGAACGCUGAGCUCGUGAGAGACACCCUUGAGCGGUUUAUUCUUUGAACGUAAAACGCCAUACGCAAUAGAAGCUAUUAUUUAUUGAUCACUCAACUUUUA
Uranotaenia lowii is the source of this 2850-nucleotide messenger RNA. Its product is annotated as aminopeptidase N-like. Gene Ontology annotation, biological process: peptide catabolic process; proteolysis. Lineage: Eukaryota; Metazoa; Arthropoda; Insecta; Diptera; Culicidae. The coding region runs from base 97 to 2796 and encodes 899 amino acids. The record is from RefSeq and is a predicted model, not a curated record. Gene Ontology annotation, molecular function: peptide binding; zinc ion binding; metalloaminopeptidase activity. The transcript is spliced from 5 exons. Gene Ontology annotation, cellular component: cytoplasm.